AUGGACGAUUCCUUCGAUCAGCUCUCCCCAAGGGGCAUCCCCAAGUUUGCGCCCAGCACCUCGUCCGACAACCUUUCCACCCCAAAAUGUAAACGCCCACGAAUGGCCUUCGGAUCGCAUGUGCGAGUGCUGAAGACACAAGGCGUCACCCCAGAACCCGAAUACAACAAAAUGACCGAUGACCAGGUGAAGGGCGAGCUGGCCAAGCAUGGACUUCGCCCCAUGGGCCGGAAGAAUGCCGUGAAACUUCUGCAGCAAAUCUACGAGAGCACCCACCCGACCGUUGACCCCGACGAGGCGGAGAAAGCCGGGCCGUCAAAUAAUGCUGAAGAAGAGUCGAGCGAUGGAGCACAGGACGAUCACAGCGCCGACGAAAAUCUCGAGGAAUCUUUCAUUUUCGACGGGGAUUUGCCGAAGGAUCUUGACGGCAUGCAACGAGCCCUGGUCACAUGGCUGCCUGAAGCCAGUUUCCUUUCAAGAACUCUACUUGCGGAUCAAACGGGCCGACUCCGCCGUCUGCAAGAUGAGCCGAAAAGCGCUGCAAACAAUUCUGGAUCGGCUCUCGGUGUUCUACAGCCUCCCGAACACGCGUUUCAGACGCGGCAAAUAGUGAUGUCUGGCAUCUACUAUCGUGAAAUCGACGUCGCCGGAGACGCUCCCUUGAAAAUAGCACAGGAAUUAGACACGGACGUUGGCGGCGUGAUCUGGGACAGCGCGCUGGUGGCAAUCGCUUACAUCGUCAAGAAUCGAUCCAGAUUUGCUGGAAAGCGGGUCCUCGAGCUUGGCGCGGGUACGGGAGCGUGUGGCUUGGCUUUAUCGUCCAUUGGCGCCAAUGUUGUAUGCACCGACUUACGCGAGCGAUUGCCGUUAAUUGAGCAGAAUUGGAAAAUCAACGAGCAUUUGCUGAAGGGCGGCUCAUUUGAGUGUCGAGAGCUUGACUGGAAUUCGCCAGACACUUCGCUCAGCGAUUUUGACUACGUUUUCAUGAUCGAUUGUGUUUACUACCUGUCAAGCGUGCCUCCGCUACUCGCGCUCAUUUCAACGAUUUCACCCGCCACGACGAUCAUCUGCAUCUUUGAGAAGCGCGAUAUUGGCGAGCCCGUACAAGCUCAAGCUGAGUUUAUGGAAAAGAUUUGCGAAAUUUUCAACGUUUCCGCCAUUCCACGCACUGAAUUGGAUGCAGAAUACGUGUGUGAUGACAUUCUUUGCAAUUAUUUAUCCAAAAAUAAAGACUUU
Molecule: messenger RNA, 1236 nt
Organism: Mesorhabditis spiculigera
Lineage: Eukaryota; Metazoa; Nematoda; Chromadorea; Rhabditida; Rhabditidae
Source: the annotation of a GenBank genome assembly